Messenger RNA from Coprinopsis cinerea okayama7#130, 231 nucleotides. RefSeq lists its product as hypothetical. Bases 1 to 231 code for a protein of 76 amino acids. The record is from RefSeq and is a predicted model, not a curated record. The transcript has a single exon. Lineage: Eukaryota; Fungi; Basidiomycota; Agaricomycetes; Agaricales; Psathyrellaceae.
AUGAGAACGAUCAGCGUCGUCGAGGACGUCGAGCAGGAAGGGGAAGACAGGCAAUCGAAAGGCUUGGAUGGCCGGCACGAGAGCCGGCGAGUUCCGGUCGGAGUGUCAAGAAUGUCAACCGCUUUGCCGCGCUUGAAGGAGUCGAUGAGCUCGCUCGAAAUGCUUGGCCCAGGAGGUGGUGUUGUGGAAGCCAACAAACAAAUGUCAAAGAGCUCCGUCCUACGCUCUUAA